This is a messenger RNA of Drosophila bipectinata, 433 nucleotides long. The record is from RefSeq and is a predicted model, not a curated record. Lineage: Eukaryota; Metazoa; Arthropoda; Insecta; Diptera; Drosophilidae.
UAAUUUUAUUUCAAUCUAUAACUUUAUUUCUAACCUAAAAAGAUCAAAAUUCAAAGCUUUUUUUUAAUAAAUCCACAAAAAAAUGUGGGAUGACGAUAAUACCAGUGGCUCAUCAAACCUUAAGUAUGCUAAUGUUUCACAUCAGGAUACUGAAGGAUCCGACCAAUUCUGUUGUUGCCGCUAUUGCAAUGGACCUUUCUGCCUCAAUUGCCAGACUUAUUCGAUGCUUAAGAAAGUUUGCUAUCAAAUAAUUCAGGAUGAAUGUCCUGAAUUUUUUGCAAUAAGCUAUAAAAAAUCCAGGCUAGAUGAAAUAAGGGAUUCACUAAAAACCGUUUCCCGAAGCCAAGGAGGUUAUGCAGCAAUUUUGGAAAGCAAGGAAAGGAUUCGAGGCUAUUUAAAAAAAAGGAAAAAUCCAGGAACCAAGAGAAGAUAA